CUCCUCCCCAGGGUUGUGGCCACGCGCAGCGGCGGCGGUUGUUCCGCUUCCCCUCCAGCCCGGGCCGUCGCCAUUGCCGAAGGCUCCCUCCCCUCCCCUCCCCGACGCCCGCAGGGCUCCGGCUGCCGCUCGGCCUAGCGGUGCAGCAGCGGCCGCGCUCCAGCGGGACUCGUCUUCCCGCCCCGCCGCCCCGUCCUUCCCCUCCCCGCCGCGCGCCUGGCCCGGGGCGGCUCCGCAGCCCGCCGGGAGCUCGGACGGAGGCGCCUCGCUUGGGGCGGGGACCUUUUCCUCGCCUGGGGCCAUUUCUUAGCUCUGAACCAUGUCUGAUAACGGGGAACUGGAAGACAAGCCUCCAGCACCUCCUGUGCGAAUGAGCAGCACCAUUUUUAGCACUGGAGGCAAAGACCCUUUGUCAGCCAAUCACAGCUUGAAGCCUUUGCCCUCUGUUCCAGAAGAAAAAAAGCCAAGGAAUAAAAUCAUCUCCAUAUUCUCAAGCACAGAAAAAGGAAGUAAAAAGAAAGAAAAAGAACGUCCAGAAAUUUCUCCUCCCUCUGAUUUUGAGCACACCAUCCAUGUUGGCUUUGAUGCUGUUACUGGAGAAUUCACUGGCAUGCCGGAGCAGUGGGCACGGUUAUUGCAGACCUCCAAUAUCACCAAACUUGAGCAGAAGAAGAAUCCUCAGGCUGUACUGGAUGUCUUAAAGUUCUACGACUCCAACACAGUGAAGCAGAAAUACCUGAGCUUUACUCCUCCUGAGAAAGAUGGCUUCCCUUCUGGAACACCAGCACUGAAUACCAAGGGUUCAGAAACAUCAGCUGUGGUAACAGAGGAGGAUGACGAUGAUGAAGAGGCUGCUCCUCCUGUUAUUGCCCCACGACCGGAUCAUACAAAAUCAAUUUACACUCGAUCUGUGAUUGACCCUAUUCCUGUACCAGUUGGUGAUUCUCAUGUUGAUGGUGCUGCCAAAUCUACAGAUAAACAGAAAAAGAAGACCAAGAUGACAGAUGAAGAGAUUAUGGAGAAAUUACGAACUAUUGUGAGCAUAGGUGACCCUAAGAAAAAAUAUACAAGAUAUGAAAAAAUUGGACAAGGGGCUUCUGGUACAGUUUUUACUGCUACUGAUGUGGCAUUGGGACAGGAGGUUGCUAUCAAACAAAUUAAUUUACAGAAACAGCCAAAGAAGGAAUUGAUUAUUAAUGAAAUUCUGGUGAUGAAAGAAUUAAAAAAUCCCAACAUAGUUAACUUCUUGGACAGUUACCUAGUGGGAGAUGAAUUAUUCGUGGUAAUGGAGUACCUUGCUGGCGGCUCACUCACUGAUGUUGUAACAGAAACCUGCAUGGAUGAGGCACAGAUCGCCGCCGUGUGCAGAGAGUGUUUACAGGCUUUAGAGUUUUUACAUGCUAAUCAAGUGAUCCACAGAGACAUCAAAAGUGACAACGUGCUUUUGGGGAUGGAAGGAUCAGUUAAACUUACCGACUUUGGUUUCUGUGCCCAGAUCACUCCUGAGCAGAGCAAACGUAGUACCAUGGUUGGAACGCCUUACUGGAUGGCCCCCGAGGUGGUUACAAGGAAAGCGUAUGGCCCUAAAGUCGAUAUAUGGUCUCUGGGUAUCAUGGCUAUUGAGAUGGUGGAAGGAGAACCUCCAUACCUCAAUGAAAAUCCCUUAAGGGCUUUGUACCUGAUAGCAACUAAUGGAACCCCAGAACUUCAGAAUCCAGAAAAACUUUCCCCUAUAUUUAGGGAUUUCUUGAAUCGGUGUUUGGAAAUGGAUGUGGAAAAAAGGGGUUCAGCCAAAGAAUUGUUACAGCAUCCCUUCCUGAAGCUGGCCAAGCCAUUAUCAAGCUUGACACCACUCAUCUUGGCAGCUAAAGAAGCAAUGAAGAGUAACCGUUAACAUCAUUGCCAUGGCCUCAUAUUCUUUUAUCCAUUUUCUAAAAAGAAGUAUUUUAAUAUAUGAAAGUUAACUGCUCUUUGUGGGCUUUAAAAAAUAUUCUGCGUGACAGAGAAAAACAGCUCUUUCUUGAAGACAACCAAGACAAAAUUGCAAAAAGAAAAUCAUGACUUUGAGAUGAACCCCUUGUUUAGGGUCCAAAGGAAUUGUGGCCUGAGUAGCCUUCCAUCUUUCAGCAGACAGCCACCAUGGCCAUUUUUUGUGCUUGAGAUUUGCAUUGUAUCUUGCUAACUUUGUUGUAAUACAUCCUAUUUGCUGUCCCCUUCAGGGUGUUUUCAAUACUUGAAGAGCAGAUUUGAGUUCUUCGGAGUUUUUUCAUCUGCUGGUCUUUUCUUCUUCAGAGCUUUCCUUUCCUUGACUUGCUCCUUUUGAAUUGCUUUGAGAAAUUUUUCUCAUGCCUAGAUUCAAGGCAAGUAUGAUAGAAAUUAUGCAGCUCCUUGUAUUAGCAAAGGAGCUCAGUAUAAUUUAACUUUGUGUAGAAGUUAGGACCAGCAAUUGUUUAAUGUAAUAUUUCAGUUCAAAACUUGAACUGAAAGAAGGGAAGAAAAGUAUGUGAUUUUUACCUUUUUUAACAAAUGUGAAAGAGUCACUUUUAGGAAUCUCAUGGUAGUGAGUUUGGCAUUUUUACAUGUAUAGAAAGAAGACUAAUCUAUAUUUAUAACUAAAUCGUUGCAACAGAAAAAGAAUCCCAGCCUAUGCAUCUGCUCAAUUUUGUCUCCUUCUCUGCCUGUCUCCUCUAGAUUUGGCUUCAUGAACCAAAGUAAUUUGUUCUUGUUCCAGCUUGAGUUGUGUGACUUUGGUUAGUGCUGUUACCUUCUCUUUCCUUCUCUUCCUUUUCAUUUGGAAAUAAGUUUCUGUAUAUGUUGCAAUUUUAGGUUUAGCGUUGUUUUGGUUCUUAUAAUUUUGCUUAUAAUUAAUUCUCUCAACUCACACAUUCUCUUCCCUACCACAUCUCACCCUGUGGCAAAUAACAUAAUAACCAUUGAAUUUUCAGAAUUUAAAAGUUAUUUUUUAUUUUUCACUUAAAAAGACAAAUACUUGGGGUUGGCAGAGACAGUAUGGGAGAUUGAACUCUAGUGAGUUCUAAAAUAAUUAGUCAAGACUGUAUUCAUGACUGAGUUUUAUAGAGUUAGAACAUAGGACCAGUAAACUGUAAAGAUUUGUUGUAAGUUGCAUUGAUCCAACACAUUAACAGUAUUUUUCUGUCAAAGAAAACUUAAAUGAGAAAUUUGGAUCAUUGGAGAUGUUAAAUUACUUUA
Messenger RNA from Ochotona princeps (American pika), 3210 nucleotides. RefSeq names its product p21 (RAC1) activated kinase 2 (gene PAK2). The record is from RefSeq and is a predicted model, not a curated record. Bases 320 to 1894 code for a protein of 524 amino acids. NCBI's taxonomy places the organism in Eukaryota, Metazoa, Chordata, Mammalia, Lagomorpha, Ochotonidae. Gene Ontology annotation, molecular function: protein serine/threonine kinase activity; ATP binding. The transcript is spliced from 15 exons. Gene Ontology annotation, cellular component: cytoplasm. Gene Ontology annotation, biological process: protein phosphorylation; regulation of axonogenesis; intracellular signal transduction.